UCGGGCCGCCGCGGCGAAUCUCGCAUCCUCCGCGGGGCGGCUGCGGAGGAGGCGGCGCCCCGGCGGCGGAGGACCGACCGAUCGACGGCCAAGGGCGCGGGGACCGACGGCAGGCUGCCCGGAGGGGAGCGCGGGCCGCAGACCGGCGGACGACGAUGCGCGGCCCCAGGCCCCGCGCGGGCGGGCGCUGCCCGGGGGGCUGACCGCAGCCGGACGGCGCCCCAGCACCGGGCACCGGAGCCCGCGUCUCGCGGAGGUCAAGGAACCUGAGUAGGAACCAAGGCCCAAGCUGCACUUGAUCCAAAACCUAACACCAGUUAGUCCCCGAGGCUGGUCUGGAGCUGGAGCUCCAGCAACAACUGGGCUGUUCCUGUCAUGCAGAAGGAACCAGGCAUUGCACUUUCCUGCCCUGGCAUGAAGAGCCCCAGGCCCCUCUUCCUGCUCUCAUCGCUGCUGCUGCUACUGCUACUAGGGGCCUGGGUGACAGGUGCCCAGGGUCAGGCAGGAAGCCUAGACCUGCAGAUUGAUGAGGAACAGCCAGCGGGCACACUGAUCGGGGAUAUCAGUGCAGGCCUUCCGGCAGGCACAGCAGCACCUCCCAUGUAUUUCAUCUCUGCCCAGGAGGGCAGUGGUGUGGGCACAGACCUAGCCAUCGAUGAACACAGUGGGGUCGUCCGGACAGCCCGUGUCUUGGACCGCGAGCGGCGGGACCGCUACCGCUUCACUGCAGUCACUCCUGACGGUGCCACCGUGGAAGUUACAGUGCGUGUGGCUGACAUCAACGACCAUGCUCCAGCCUUCCCACAAGCUCGGGCCACUCUCCAGAUACCUGAGCAUACAGCUUUUGGCACCCGCUAUCCGCUGGAGCCUGCUCGUGAUGCAGAUGCUGGCCACUUGGGAACCCAAGGCUAUGCACUGUCCGGUGAUGGAGCUGGUGAGACCUUCCGGCUAGAGACGCGCCCUGGGCCAGAUGGGGCUCCUGUGCCUGAGCUUGUAAUUACUGGGGAGCUAGACCGAGAGAACCACUCCCACUACAUGCUGCAGCUAGAGGCCUAUGAUGGUGGUUCACCACCCCGGAGAGCCCAGGCCCUGCUGGACGUGACCCUGCUGGACAUCAAUGACCAUGCCCCAGCUUUCAAUCAGAGCCGCUACCAUGCCGUGGUGUCUGAGAGCCUGGCCCCAGGCAGUCCCGUCUUGCAAGUAUAUGCAUCUGAUGCUGACGCUGGUGCCAAUGGGGCUGUCACUUAUGAAAUCAACCGGAGACAGAGUGAGGGUGACGGGCCCUUCUCCAUUGAUGCCCACACGGGGCUGUUGCGGUUGGAGCGCCCCCUGGACUUUGAGCAACGGCGGGUCCAUGAACUGGUGGUGCAGGCACGGGAUGGUGGGGCUCACCCCGAGCUGGGCUCAGCCUUUGUGACUGUGCACGUGCGAGAUGCCAAUGACAAUCAGCCCUCCAUGACUGUCAUCUUCCUAAGUGCAGAUGGCUCCCCACGAGUGUCUGAGGCUGCCCCACCUGGGCAGCUGGUGGCUCGGAUAUCCGUGUCUGACCCAGAUGAUGGUGACUUUGCCCAUGUCAACGUGUCCCUGGAGGGUGGAGAGGGCCACUUUGCCCUAAGCACCCAAGACAGCGUCAUCUAUCUGGUGUGUGUGGCUCGACGGCUGGACCGGGAAGAAAGGGAUGCCUAUAACUUGCGGGUUACUGCCACAGACUCAGGCUCCCCUCCACUGCGGGCUGAGGCUGCCUUUGUGCUGCAUGUCACCGAUGUCAAUGACAACGCUCCUGUCUUUGAUCACCAGCUCUACCGGCCCGAGCCUCUGCCUGAAGUUGCACUGCCUGGCAGCUUUGUGGUGCGGGUGACAGCACAGGACCCUGACCAAGGCACCAACGGUCAAGUCACCUACAGCCUGGCCCCUGGCGCUCAUACCCGCUGGUUCUCCAUCGACCCCACCUCAGGCAUCAUCACCACGGCUGCCUCACUGGACUAUGAGUUGGAACCUCAGCCACAGCUGAUUGUGGUAGCCACGGAUGGGGGCCUGCCCCCUCUGGCCUCCUCUGCCACAGUUAGCGUGGCCCUGCAAGAUGUGAAUGAUAAUGAGCCCCAGUUCCAGAAGACGUUCUACAAUGCCUCACUGCCUGAGGGAACCCAGCCUGGAACCUGCUUCCUGCAGGUGACAGCCACGGAUGCAGACAGUGGCCCUUUCGGCCACCUCUCCUAUUCCUUGGGUGCUGGACUGGGAGCCUCUGGGUCUCCCCCAUUUCGCAUUGAUGCCCGCAGUGGAAAUGUGUGCACGAUCCGGACCCUGGACCGAGACCAGGGACCCUCGAGCUUUGACUUCACUGUGACUGCUGUGGAUGGGGGAGGCCUCAAGUCCAUGGUGUAUGUGAAGGUGUUUGUGUCAGACGAAAAUGACAACCCACCUCACUUUUAUCCACGGGAGUAUGCUGCCAGUCUGAGUGCCCAGAGUACACCAGGCACAGCUGUGAUGAGAGUCCGUGCUCAUGACCCUGACCAGGGUCCCCAUGGGAGACUCUCCUAUCACAUUCUGGCUGGCAAUAGCCCUCCACUUUUUGCCUUGGAUGAACAAACAGGGCUGUUGACAGUAGCAUGGUCCUUGGCCAGGCGAGCGAAUUCUGUGGUGCAGCUGGAGAUUGGAGCUCAGGAUGGAGGUGGCCUGCAGGCAGAACCCAGCGCCCGAGUCAACAUCAGCAUCGUACCUGGAACCCCCACACCACCCAUAUUUGAAAAACUACAGUAUGUUUUUUCUGUGGCAGAGGAUGUGGCACCUGGCACCAGCGUGGGCGUAAUCCAGGCACACAACCCACCAGGUCGCCUGGGGCCUGUGACCCUUGCACUAUCGGGAGGGGAUCCCAAGGGGCUCUUCUCCCUGGAUGCAGCCUCAGGGCUACUGCAAACUUCUCGCCCUCUGGACCGAGAGCUUCUUGGACCAGUGCUGGAGCUGGAGGUGCGAGCUGGCAGUGGAAUACCUCCAGCUUUCGCUGUAGCUCGGGUGCGUGUGCUGCUGGAUGAUGUGAAUGACAACUCGCCUGCCUUCCCUGCACCUGAAGACACUGUCCUGCUGCCACCAAACACUGCCCCUGGGACUCCUAUCUAUACACUACGGGCUCUGGACCCUGACUCGGGGGUAAACAGUCGAGUCACCUUCACCCUGCUUGCUGGAGGCAGUGGGGUCUUCACUGUGGACCCCACCACUGGCCAUGUUCGGCUCCUGGGACCUCUGGGACCCCCAGGAGGGCCAGCCCAUGAAUUGGAACUGGAGGCCCGGGAUGGGGGCUCUCCACCACGCACCAGCCACUUUCGACUGCGGGUGGUGGUACAGGACCUGGGGACCCAUGGGCUGGCUCCCCGGUUCGACAGCCCCAUCUAUCGUAUCGACCUGCCCUCGGGCACCACCCCUGGGACUCAAGUCUUACAGGUGCAGGCCCAGGCACCAGAUGGGGGCGCUAUAACCUAUCAUCUUGCAACAGAUGGAGCAAGUAGCCCCUUUGGUCUAGAGCCACAAAGCGGGUGGCUAUGGGUGCGGGCAGCGCUGGACCGUGAAGCUCAGGAGUUGUACACACUGAAAGUCAUAGCCGUGUCGGCAUCCAGAGCUGAACUGGGGCAGCAGACAGGCACAGCUACUGUGAAGGUCAGCAUCCUCAACCAGAAUGACCACAGUCCCCGCUUGUCUGAGGAGCCCACCUUCUUGGCUGUAGCUGAAAACCAGCCCCCAGGAACAAGUGUGGGCCGGAUCUUUGCCACUGACAGAGACUUGGGACCCAACGGACGUCUGACCUACAGCCUGCGUCAGCUGUCGGAAGACAGCAAGGCCUUCCGUAUCCAGCCCCAGACAGGUGAGGUGACCACACUCCAAACCCUGGACCGCGAGCAGCAGAGCAGCUACCAGCUCCUGGUGCAGGUGCAGGAUGGAGGAAGUCCACCCCGCAGCACUACAGGCACCGUGCACAUUGCAGUGCUGGACCUCAAUGACAACAGCCCCACCUUCCUACAGGCUUCAGGAGCUGCUGGCGGGGGUCUCCCUAUACAGGUACCAGAUCGCGUGCCUCCAGGAACACUGGUGACAACUCUGCAAGCCAAAGAUCCGGAUGAGGGGGAGAACGGAACCAUCCUGUACACACUCACUGGUCCUGGCUCAGAACUCUUCUCUCUGCACCCCCACUCCGGGGAACUGCUCACUGCUGCAUCCCUGAGCCGAGCAGAGCGGCCCCACUAUGUGCUGACACUGAGUGCUCAUGACCAAGGCAGCCCACCUCGAAGUGCCAGCCUCCAGUUGCUCGUUCAGGUGCUUCCCUCAACCCGCCUGGCUGAACCGCCACCAGAUCUUACGGAGCCAGACCCUGGGGCACCAGUGCCUGUGGUGCUAACAGUGACGGCAGCCGAGGGGCUGAAGCCAGGCUCCCUGCUGGGCUCUGUGGCGCCCCCAGAGCCGGCGGGUGUGGGCGCACUAACCUACACACUGGUGGGAGGCGCCGACCCCGAGGGCACCUUCGCUCUGGACGCGGUCUCAGGACGCCUGUACCUGGCGCGGCCCUUGGAUUUCGAGGCGGGCCCGGCGUGGCGCGCGCUCACGGUGCGCGCCGAGGGGCCCGGCGGCGCAGGCGCGCGGCUGCUGCGAGUGCAAGUGCGCGUGCAGGAUGAGAAUGAGCACGCACCCACCUUUGCGCGCGACCCGCUGGCGCUAGCGCUACCAGAGAACCCCGAGCCUGGGGUGGCGCUGUACACUUUCCGCGCGUCGGACGCCGACGGCCCUGGCCCCAACAGCGACGUGCGUUACCGCCUGCUGCGCCAGGAGCCACCUACGCCCCCGCUCCGCCUGGACGCGCGUACUGGGGCUCUCAGCGCUCCCCGGGGCCUGGACCGGGAGACCACACCCGCGCUGCUCCUGCUCGUGGAAGCCACCGAUCGGCCCGCCAACGCUAGCCGUCGCCGCGCAGCACGCGUUUCUGCGCGGGUCUUUGUCACAGAUGAGAAUGACAACGCACCAGUUUUCGCGUCGCCCUCUCGCGUGCGCCUCCCGGAAGAUCAGAAACCUGGGCCCGCGGCUCUGCACGUGGUGGCCCGGGACCCAGAUUUGGGCGAGGCCGCACGGGUGUCCUAUCGCCUGGCAGCUGGCGGGGAUGGCCACUUUCGGCUGCACCCGAACACUGGAGCGUUGUCCGUGGUGCGACCCCUGGACCGUGAGCAGCGAGCUGAGCACAUCCUGACCGUGGUGGCCUCAGACCACGGCUCGCCACCGCGCUCUGCCACACAACUCCUGACCAUCAGUGUUGCCGAUGUCAACGAUGAGGCACCCGCUUUCCAGCAGCAGGAGUACAGCGUCCUCUUGCGGGAGAACAGCCCUCCUGGCACUUCUCUUCUCACUCUGCGAGCCACCGACCCCGACCUCGGCGCCAAUGGGCAAGUCACUUAUGGAGGAGUGUCCUGUGAAAGCUUCUCUUUGGACCCAGACACUGGAGUUCUCACAACUCUUCGGGCUCUAGAUAGGGAGGAGCAAGAGGAGAUCAACCUGACAGUAUAUGCCCGGGACAUGGGCUCGCCACCGCUGUUAACUCAUGUCACUGUACGAGUGACUGUGGAAGAUGAGAAUGACCACACACCAACCUUUGGGACUUCCCACCUUUCCCUGGAGGUGCCUGAGGGUCAGGACCCCCAGACCCUUACUGUGUUCCGGGCCUCUGACCCAGAUGUGGGCGCCAACGGACAGCUGCAGUACCGCAUCCUGGAUGGAGACCCGUUGGGAGCCUUUGUCCUGGAUCUUGCUUCUGGGGAGUUUGGCACUAUGAGGCCACUAGAUCGGGAAGUAGAGCCAGCAUUCCAGCUGCGGAUAGAGGCUCGGGAUGGAGGCCAGCCAGCUCUUAGUGCCACUCUACUUGUGACAGUCACAGUACUGGAUGCCAACGACCAUGCCCCCGCCUUUCCUGUGCCUGCCUACAAUGUAGAGGUGCCCGAGGAUGCACCUGCAGGAACCCUGCUGCUGCAGUUACAGGCUCAUGACGCUGAUUCCGGGGCCAACGGCCGUGUGACCUACUACCUGGGUGCAGGUGCAGCAGGAGCCUUCCUGCUGGAGCCCAGCUCUGGGGAAUUGCGCACUGCGACAAACCUGGACAGAGAACAGUGCCCCAGCUACGCCUUCUCUGUGACCGCUGUGGAUGGUGCAGCAGCUGGGCCCCUGAGCACCACAGUGCCUGUCACGAUCACAGUGCGCGAUGUUAAUGACCAUGCACCCACCUUUCCCACCAGCCCUCUGCGCCUGCGUCUGCCCCGCCCAGGGCCCAGCCCCAGGACCCCAACCUUACCUCUGGCCACACUACGAGCUGAAGAUCGUGACGCUGGUGCUAACGCCUCCAUUUUGUACCGACUGGCAGGCACACCACCUCCUGGCACCACUGUGGACUCAUACACUGGUGAAAUUCGUAUGGCCCGCUCUCCUGGAGCCCUGAGCCCUCGGGAUCGUGUCCUCUUCAUUGUGGCCACUGAUCUUGGCCGUCCAGCUCGCUCUGCCACUGGUGUGGUCAUUGUUGGACUGCAGGGGGAAUCUGAACGUGGACCCCGAUUUCCCCGGGCUAGUAAUGAGGCUACACUUCGUGAGAAUGCGCCCCCAGGAACUCCUGUUGCAUCCCCCAAGGCUGUCCAUGCAGGAGGCUCAAAUGGACCGAUCACCUACAGCAUUCUCAGUGGAAACGAAAAGGGCACGUUCUCUAUCCAGCCUGGUACAGGAGCCAUCACAGUUCGAUCAGCAGAGGGGCUGGACUUUGAGGCCAGCCCACGGCUGCGACUGGUGCUGCAGGCCGAGAGCGGCGGGAUCUUUGCCUUCUCUGUGCUGACCCUGACCCUGCAAGAUGCCAACGACAACGCUCCCCGUUUCUUGCAGCCUCACUAUGUGGCCUUCUUGCCUGAGUCUCGGCCCUUAGAAGGGCCUCUGCUGCAGGUGGAGGCAGAUGACUUGGAUCAAGGCUCUGGAGGACAGAUAUCCUACAGUCUGGCUGCAUCCCAGCCAGCACGAGGACUAUUCCAGGUCGACCCAGCCACAGGCACUAUCACUACCACAGCCAUCCUAGACCGUGAGAUCUGGGCCGAAACACGGCUGGUACUGAUGGCCACAGACAGAGGAAGCCCAGCCCUGGUGGGCUCAGCUACCCUGACAGUGAUGGUCAUCGACACCAAUGACAACCGCCCCACCAUCCCUCAGCCCUGGGAGCUUCGGGUGUCAGAAGAUGCACUAUUGGGCUCAGAGAUUGCCCAAGUAACAGGGAAUGAUGUGGACUCUGGGCCAGUGCUGUGGUAUGUGCUGAGCCCCUCUGGGCCCCAGGAUCCUUUCAGUGUUGGCCGCUAUGGAGGCCGCAUCUCCCUCAUGGGCCCCUUGGACUUUGAGCAGCGUGACCGCUACCACCUGCAGCUGCUGGCACACGAUGGGCCUCAUGAGGGCCAUGCUAACCUCACAGUGCUUGUGGAAGACGUCAAUGACAACAGCCCCACCUUCUCUCAGAGCCUUUACCAGGUGACGCUGCUCGAACACACCCCUCCGGGCAGUGCCAUUCUCUCCGUCUCUGCCACUGACCGGGACUCCGGUGCUAAUGGUCACAUCUCCUACCACCUGGCUUCCCCCGCUGAGGGCUUCAGUGUUGACCCGAACAAUGGAACCUUAUUCACAACAGUGGGAGCUGUGUCACUGGGUUAUGAGGGACCAGGAGUGGUGGAUGUGGUGCUGGAAGCAAGAGAUCAUGGGGCCCCAGGCCGGGCAGCCCGAGCCACGGUGCAUGUGCAACUCCAGGACCAGAAUGACCACUCCCCCAGCUUCACAUUGCCACACUACCGGGUAGCUGUGACUGAAGAUCUGCCUCCAGGCUCCACCCUCCUCACCCUGGAGGCCACAGAUGCCGAUGGAAGCCGUACCCACGCUACUGUUGACUACAGCAUCAUCAGUGGCAACCGGGGCCAAGUCUUCCAGCUGGAACCCCGCCUGGCUGAGGCUGGGGAGGGUGGCGGACCAGGCCCCAGAGUAUUGGGCUGCCUGGUGCUGCUUGAGCCUCUAGACUUUGAAAGCCUAACACAAUACAAUCUAACUGUAGCUGCAGCUGACCGAGGGCAGCCACCCCGCAGCUCGGCCGUGCCAGUCACUGUCACUAUACUAGAUGUCAAUGACAACCCACCUGUCUUUACCCGAGCAUCCUAUCGUGUGGCAAUACCCGAGGACACUGCUGUUGGAGCUGAGCUGCUGCACGUAGAGGCCUCCGAUGCCGACCCUGGCCCUCACGGGCUCGUGCGGUUCACCCUCAGCUCAGGAGACCCUGCGGGGCUCUUUGAGCUAGAUGAGAGCUCGGGCACCUUGAGACUGGCCCACCCCCUGGACUGUGAGACCCAGACUCGACAUCAGCUUGUGGUUCAGGCUGCCGACCCUGCUGGGGCACACUUUGCUUUGGCACCCGUGACAGUCGAAGUCCAGGAUGUGAAUGACCAUGGGCCAGCCUUUCCACUCAGUUUGUUGAGCACCAGCCUGGCUGAGAACCAGCCCCCAGGCACUCUUGUUACCACUCUACAUGCAAUUGAUGGGGAUGCCGGGGUGUUUGGCAAACUCCACUAUAGCUUGCUGGAGGCUGGGCCAGGGCCUGAGGGCCGAGACGCGUUUGCCCUAAAUAGCUCAACAGGGGAGCUGCGGGCACGAGUGCCCUUUGAUUACGAGCACACAGGAAGCUUCCGGCUGUUGGUGGGUGCUGCUGAUGCUGGCAAUCUUUCAGCCUCUGUCACUGUGUCAGUGCUGGUGACUGGAGAGGAUGAAUAUGACCCUGUAUUCCUCGCUCCAGCUUUCCACUUCCAAGUGCCAGAAGGUGCCCGGCGUGGCCACAGCUUGGGUCAUGUGCAGGCCACGGACGAGGAUGGAGGUGCUGAUGGCCUGGUGCUAUAUUCCCUUGCCACCUCUUCCCCUUAUUUUGGUAUCAACCAGACUACAGGUGCUCUGUACUUGCGAGUGGACAGUCGGGCUCCAGGCAGCGGCACAGCCACCUCAGGGGGUGGAGGCCGGACACGCCGUGAGGCACCACGGGAGCUGAGACUAGAGGUGGUAGCCCGGGGACCGCUGCCUGGCUCCCGGAGUGCCACAGUGCCUGUGACUGUGGAUAUCACCCAUACCGCAUUGGGCCUGGCACCUGACCUCAACCUGCUCUUGGUGGGGGCUGUGGCAGCCUCCUUGGGAGUUGUGGUGGUGCUUGCACUGGCUGCUCUGGUCUUGGGGCUUGUUAGGGCCCGUAGCCGCAAGGCUGAGGCGGCCCCAGGUCCCAUGUCACAGGCAGCACCGCUAGCCAGUGGCUCCCUGCAGAAGCUGGGCCGGGAGCCACCCAGUCCACCACCCUCUGAGCAUCUCUAUCACCAGACUCUCCCCAGCUAUGGUGGGCCAGGAACUGGAGGACCCUAUCCCCGAGGAGGCUCCCUGGACCCUUCACACUCAAGUGGCCGAGGCUCAGCAGAAGCUGCAGAGGAUGAUGAGAUCCGCAUGAUCAAUGAGUUCCCCCGUGUGGCCAGUGUGGCCUCCUCCCUGGCUGCCCGUGGCCCUGACUCAGGCAUCCAACAGGAUGCAGAUGGACUAAGUGAUACAUCCUGCGAACCACCUGCCCCCGACACCUGGUAUAAGGGCCGGAAGGCAGGGCUGCUGCUGCCAGGUGCAGGAGCCACACUGUACCGUGAGGAAGGCCCCCCAGCCACUGCCACGGCCUUCCUGGGAGGCUGUGGCCUAAGCCCUGCACCCACUGGGGACUAUGGCUUUCCAGCAGAUGGCAAGCCAUGUGUGGCAGGUGCAUUGACAGCCAUAGUGGCUGGUGAGGAGGAGCUCCGUGGCAGCUAUAACUGGGACUACCUGCUAAGCUGGUGCCCUCAGUUCCAGCCACUGGCCAGUGUCUUCACAGAAAUCGCUCGACUCAAGGAUGAAGCUCGACCAUGUCCCCCAGCCCCCCGUAUUGACCCACCACCCCUCAUCACUGCCGUGGCCCACCCUGGAGCCAAGUCUGUGCCCCCCAAACCAGCGAGCACGGCUGCAACCCGGGCCAUCUUCCCACCGGCCUCUCAUCGCUCGCCCAUCAGCCACGAAGGCUCCCUGUCCUCAGCUGCCAUGUCUCCCAGCUUCUCACCUUCGCUGUCUCCUCUGGCUGCUCGCUCACCUGUUGUCUCACCAUUUGGAGUGGCCCAGGGCCCCUCCACCUCAGCACUCAGUGCAGAGUCUGGCCUGGAGCCGCCUGAUGACACAGAGCUGCACAUCUAGCUGUGGCCCAGGCUGGGCCCCGACCUGGGAUACGAACCGUGUCCCCAACGCAGGCCCCACUCUGAGCCUGCCCUGAGCUGCCUCGGACUGUGACUAGCCAGGGGAAGGCCACCACCAGGCCCCAGCUCUCCACCCCAAACUUUUCCAGUGGGGGACGGGACCCACAGUUCAUCCCAGCCCCCUCAGAGCAAUAGGACCACAGAGUGGCCCUGUUAGUCACUGACCUAUGACCAGGUCCAAUGUGGGGAGCAAUAUGAAGGAGGUGGCAGCCCUGGGUUCUCAGUGAGGGCUUCUUGCCCUGUGCCAGCACCCUGAGGUGGAGCUGAGACUUUAUUUAUUGGGGGGUAGGGGGUGGCGGUGGUCCCUCCAACUUGUUUGGGCCCAGCUCCUUUGGGUUCCUCUGACACUCCUACCCCUGCCAAGAACAAGUGCCAAUUCUCACUCUGGAGCCUUAAUAAACUGCAGUUUGUAUCCA
Ochotona princeps (American pika) is the source of this 10744-nucleotide messenger RNA. It is a transcript of the gene DCHS1, whose product is annotated as dachsous cadherin-related 1. Lineage: Eukaryota; Metazoa; Chordata; Mammalia; Lagomorpha; Ochotonidae. Gene Ontology annotation, biological process: homophilic cell-cell adhesion. The transcript has 21 exons. Gene Ontology annotation, cellular component: plasma membrane. Gene Ontology annotation, molecular function: calcium ion binding. Bases 376 to 10269 code for a protein of 3297 amino acids. The record is from RefSeq and is a predicted model, not a curated record.